CGCCACCAUUGCCAGCCACGUACAAAGACUGGAGGAAGGCAGAAUGCGGCGCCCCUCGACCGCCAAACCAGCGCCGACGACCGCCAAGCCGGCGACAAUGAAGUACGAGAGGACCAGUCGCCCAGCCACCAAGUCGGGCGAGCAACGCAAGCAGACGUCGGCGGGCGCCGCGACGGCCAAGGCGUUCGCCAUCAAAACGUUACUUGGGUACAUCGAGGCCAACGAUUUCCAACGCGCGUGGGACGAGCUCGACAAGUGCAAGCUCCCGGACCAGAAGGCGACGACGCAGGAGAAGAAGAAGCGUGGCGAAGCGGAGUCCGUCGUGCUCUACUCCGAUUCAAUUUGCGAAUUGUAUGGCAACGAGGCUGGAGAGCUGCGCAAGUCGAUCCUCUUCAAGCUCCUUCGCGAGCCCGAGAUGAAGGGGCUUCUCGAGCACGAUGCGAUGGCGCUCAUGCUGCAUCUGAAGUGGAAGCAUUUCGGCAACAAAAUGUACAUUCAGCAGUGCCUCUUGUACCUGCUGUUGCUGCUCACGCUCACGCUCUCCGUGUCGAUGGACCUCGACAACGGUCCGACCCCCGAGUUUCAUGGGCAGCUCUUACUCUGUCUUCACGGCAGCGUCGCGCUCGGCCUUGGAUUUGGCGCCACUUUCCUCCUCACACCCGAUACCAAUCGCAAGCAGUGGGGCCUCGCGACGUUCGGUGUCAUUGCCAUCGUCGACGUCGCUCUCUGGUUCGUCUCGGAGCUCAUUGCGUCGCACACGGACUGGAUCUGGUUUGUGCGCAUCAACAAUCUCCUCCUCUCGACCGUCGCGUCGUACUUUAUCUGGUUUGAGGUCUUGGAGCUCUACGGCGAAGUCAACGAGAACGCGACCAAGAACGGCGGGUUCUGCGUCGCGCUCGAAGCGCUCGUCGACUAUUUCAAGAGCUUUGUCGACAAGCCUGCGUCCCACUACUUCGAAUCGACGUUCAACAAGCUCCAACUGCCACUGUUUGUGGCCAUCUUUAUCUUUGGAUUCUGCGAAGUGCUGGCGCCGUCCUCGGGCGACGCCGAGCUCUACGUGAGCAUUACGCUCACGUUUGCAACGUGGGCGCUGAGCAUCCAGUACCUCGAGGUCCACGAGACCGCCGGCUACUUGAUCCCGAUGAUGAAGCACAUGCUGGACGACGUCCUCAAGUUCAUGGCCUUCUACGUUCCGUUUUUGGGCGCCUAUACGAUUGCCUACUACCUUCUUUUUCAAGGCCGGAACGAAGCCGCGUACAACACGAUGAGCCACAGCUUUGUCACGGCCUUUCUUGUCCUCGUCGGCCAAAUUGACGCAGACCCGUUUGAGAAGCUGCCGUCGCCCGGGCCGAUCGUGCUCGGCUACACGCUGCUGUUGACGCACGCGACGCUCGUCAUUGUGCUCCUCCUCAACGUGCUCAUUGCGAUGAUGAACGCGACGAUGGCCACCGACAUGGAGACUGCGCAACUCGACGCGAUCGUGAGCUUUGCCGAGUGCAUUCUCCGAAGUGAAAAGACAAUCAAGCUCCAAAAGUUGGUCCUUCCUAUCGCCGAGUCGUUGCCGGCGCCCGAGGAUGAUCCCACCCAAAUGGGAGACACGGAUACGACGUCGUCGGCGGCCACGAACGAAAUUUCUCGUUCCGACGCCAACACAGACAACGAGCAGCCGGACGUCGUCGUCACUAGCCUCGAGACGAUCCACGAUAGGCUUCUCGCCAUUGAGAAGCACGCGGCCACCAUAUCCGCCCUCGAGAAAGAAAACGCAGAGCUCAAAGAGAUGCUACGCCGCCUCGACGCGUUCCUCAACCUGCACAAGACGUAGUUGUAGGGAUGCCAAAUUGUUUUGUAAUUUUUAUAGCUAAAAUGUAUGGAAAUAUUGUCA
Molecule: messenger RNA, 1882 nt
Organism: Saprolegnia diclina VS20
Lineage: Eukaryota; Oomycota; Saprolegniomycetes; Saprolegniales; Saprolegniaceae
Exons: 3
Coding region: 44-1822 (592 amino acids)
Biological process (GO): calcium ion import across plasma membrane
Cellular component (GO): membrane
Molecular function (GO): monoatomic ion channel activity
Source: RefSeq, a predicted model, not a curated record